This is a messenger RNA of Prunus dulcis (almond), 2743 nucleotides long. RefSeq names its product patellin-3-like. The record is from RefSeq and is a predicted model, not a curated record. The transcript is spliced from 4 exons. NCBI's taxonomy places the organism in Eukaryota, Viridiplantae, Streptophyta, Magnoliopsida, Rosales, Rosaceae. Gene Ontology annotation, molecular function: lipid binding. Bases 340 to 2199 code for a protein of 619 amino acids.
AAAGUACACGAAAUAAUAAAGGAGAUUCUCAUAGGAGGAGGGGAAGUUUUAGAAUUUUUAGAAGAAGAAGAAGAAGAAGUGGGGUGGGCCCCGACCCGAAAACAAAGUGGUGUACUAGCUGGCAAACCGGUCUGACAGACUGGUUCUUCCCAUAGACAACACCACCAACAUCAACAACCAUCACCUUCUCCAUUUUCUUCAAACCCCCCCUCUCCCCCUCAAUCCCUCACCACUCAAACCUCAACUUCCACUUCUUCCUCGCCAUUUUUAAGACCCCCAACCCCUAUCUCUCUCUCUCUCUCUCUCUCUCUGAAGAUUUGAUAAACAUAAUUAAUUCUUAUGGCUGAGGAGCACCAGAAGCCCGAGGCUGCUGCUGUUGCAGAAGCACCAGCAACUUACAGUGAGGAAGUUGUGGUGGUGGCUGAUGCGCCGCCUGCCGAGAAGGCUGUACCCGAGAAAGAAGGUCCUCCGGAGGCCGAGGCUGAGGCGGUAGCCGAGAAGCCCGUGGCUGAGGAGAAGGCCCCCAAGGCUGCUGAGGAGGAUCAGAAGAUCAUCGCUCAGUCGGUUUCUUUCAAGGAGGAGAGCUAUGUUGUUGGUGAGCUUCCCGAGCCGCAGAAGAAGGCUCUUGAGGAGCUCAAGCAACUCAUCCAGGAGGCCCUCAACAAGCACGAGUUCACUGCUCCGCCCACUCCGCCGCCGGCAAAGGAGGAAGAGAAGCCUGCACCGGCUGAGGAGAAGAAGGCCGAAGAAGAACCCAAAGCUGAAGUUGCUGCUGCUGAAGAACCAAAAGCAGCAGAAGAAGUCAAAGAAGAAGAGAAGCCCAAAGAGGAAGCCAAAGAAGAAGAGAAGCCCAAAGAGGAAGCCAAAGAAGAAGACAAGCCCAAAGAAGAAGAAGACAAGCCCAAAGUGGAAGAAGAAGAGAAGCCAACAGAGACUGUGGCUGUGGUUGUGACAGAGGAGGUUGUGGAGACUGUUGACGAUGACGGCGCAAAGACCGUAGAGGCCAUCAAAGAGACCAUAGUGGAAGUUGCCUCUGCUUCUGCAGCAGAGGAGGCUGCAGCCGAGCCUAAACCAGAAUCCGAGGUGGCAGCGGAGGCUUCUGUUGCUGCUGCUGCUCCGGCCCCGGAGGAGCCGAAGACGGAAGCCCCCACCGCACCUCCUCCUCCACCGGAGGAGGUGCAUAUCUGGGGAAUUCCGCUUCUCAGUGACGAGCGGAGCGACGUCGUUCUGCUAAAGUUCCUGAGAGCCAGGGACUUCAAGGUGAAGGACGCGUUCGCCAUGAUCAAGAACAGCGUGCGGUGGAGGAAGGAGUUUGGCAUCGACGCCCUUCUGGAGGAGGAUCUUGGAAGCCAUUGGGAAAAGGUGGUUUUCACCCAUGGAGUUGACAAGGAAGGCCACUCUGUCUGCUACAAUGUUUUUGGGCAGUUUCAGAACAAGGAGCUCUACCAGAACACCUUCACAGAUGAAGAGAAGAGGUCAAAGUUCAUCAAGUGGAGGAUCCAGUUCUUGGAGAAGAGCAUCAGAAAGUUUGAUUUCAACCCUACCGGGAUUUCUACAAUUGUUCAGGUCAAUGAUCUCAAGAACUUCCCUGGUUUCUUCAAGUGGGAGCACAACCAGGUCACCAACCAGGCCCUUCAAUUGCUUCAGGAUAACUACCCUGAGUUUGUAGCCAAACAGGUGUUCAUCAAUGUCCCAUGGUGGUAUCUUGCUUUCAACAGGAUGAUCAGCCCCUUCCUCACCCAGAGGACCAAGAGCAAGUUUGUGUUUGCUGGUCCUUCCAAGUCUGCUGAGACCCUUUUCAAAUAUAUUGCUCCUGAGCAUGUACCAGUUCAGUAUGGUGGGCUAAGCAGGGAGGGUGAGCAAGAAUUCACCACAUCUGAUCCUGUCACUGAGAUCACAGUUAAGCCAGCCACAAAGCACACAGUUGAAAUCCCAGUCUCUGAGAAUGGUCUUCUGGUUUGGGAAGUGAGAGUGGUGGGAUGGGAUGUGAGCUAUGGAGCCGAAUUUGUGCCGUCGGCGGAGGACGGCUACACCAUAAUAUUGCAGAAGACCAGGAAGGUUGCUCCAGCUGAUGAGCCAGUGAUCUCAAACAGCUACAAGAUUGGGGAGGCAGGCAAGGUUGUGCUCACCAUUGAUAACCAAAGUUCUAAGAAAAAGAAGCUCCUCUACAGGUCCAAGACCAAGCCUUGCUCUGAUUGAACAAAGAAAGCUUGAAUAAUUCAAUUAUUCAUGCCUGUCUUGGAUCAGCAAUUCCAAUCAAACAGAAGACAAUUCAAUUGCAGCAUUGCAGAAUAAACAAGUCUGGGGGUUCUUUGUUUUCUUUUUCUUUAAUUUUUAAAUACAGGGUUAAUUAUUUUUUCUUCUUUUGGUUGAUAUUUUUUUAUGUUUUGCAAUGAAGAAAAACAAGUCUCUGGGGGUUUUUUUUAUUCAUAUUUGUUUUAGUGUAUGGGGGUUUUGGUAAUUUUGUUUGGAUUGUUUGUAAACAAUAGUUGAAGUCGAGUCCUGGAUGGAUAGAUGAUGGCUUGUGUGGUGACAGUACAUAUGAUAUGUUGGGGGAAUUGGAAUGUGUGUCGACAUGGGACAGAAACUCUUUCUUUAUACUCUUUUGCAUGUAAAAUCUGUGUAAAUUUGGUCUCUUCUGUUUCCUGUUAUUAUCUGUUUGUCAUUUUUUAUUUUUAAGCCUUGAGUUUAUCUGUUGUUGUUGUAUGCCUAUUUUAAUAAUACUAUGUUAUUUAUUAAUUUA